Messenger RNA from Balaenoptera musculus (blue whale), 5671 nucleotides. It is a transcript of the gene EEIG2, whose product is annotated as family with sequence similarity 102 member B. The record is from RefSeq and is a predicted model, not a curated record. Lineage: Eukaryota; Metazoa; Chordata; Mammalia; Artiodactyla; Balaenopteridae. The transcript has 12 exons. The coding region runs from base 336 to 1559 and encodes 407 amino acids.
CGCCCUCCCGCUUCCGCCCGGCAGUGCGCUGCUGGCCGCUGCCGCUGGGGGCGCCUCCGACCCCGAGGCGCUGAGGAGGCGGCGGCAGUGGCAGCGGCGGUUCUCGGAGCUUCGCCUCCCCUCCUCCCAGACGGGCGGUGGCGGCGGGUUGCAAGCUGCACACUGAAAGGGCGCCUACCGCUCAGGCGAGCUGCAGCACGACCGCUCCCCGUGGGUGGGCGGGGGUCCCGCCGCGGCAGCCGCCGCGCUCCGGCCCGGGCUGCCGCGAGAGGAGGCGGCGGCGGCGGCGGCACCGGCCCCGGCGGCGCCCCCACGCGCAGCUCGCAGCCCCGGCCAUGGGCUGGGCGGGCCCGCGGCUCGGCCGAGUUGAAGCGGCGGCGCCGGCCCGCGCGCCCUUAGGGCCGCCCCCGCACCCCGCUCGCCGGCGUCUGGCUCUCAUGAUGAUGAAGAAGAAGAAGUUUAGUUUAAGGUGGACUUCGAGCUCGAGGAGCUCUCCUCGGUGCCCUUCGUCAACGGGGUCCUCUUCUGCAAGAUGCGGCUGCUGGACGGCGGCCAGCUUCACCGCCGAGUCCCCCAGGGAGGUGGUGCAAGCAAACUGUGUUCACUGGAGAAAGAAGUUCUCAUUUAUGUGCAAAAUGAGUGCAAGUGCCACCACAGGCAUCCUAGACCCUUGUAUCUACAGAGUAUCUGUGAGGAAGGAAUUAAAAGGUGGAAAAGCUUAUGCAAAGCUGGGCUUUGCAGAUCUAAACCUGGCAGAGUUUGCUGGAUCAGGAAAUACCACUCGUCGCUGUUUACUGGAAGGCUAUGAUACCAAAAAUACAAGACAGGAUAAUUCCAUUCUUAAAGUUUUAAUCAGUAUGCAACUGAUGUCUGGUGACCCAUGUUUUAAAACGCCUCCUUCUACAUCAAUGUCUAUACCAAUUGCUGGUGAAUCUGAAUCUCUGGAAGAAGAUAGAAAAGGUGGAGAGACUCUCAAAAUUCAUCUUGGGAUAGCAGAUCUCUCAGCAAAGAGUGCCUCUGUUCCAGAUGAACUUGGUGCCUGUGGACAUUCUAGAACAUCAAGCUAUGCAAGCCAGCAGUCAAAAGUAUCAGGAUAUAGCUCUUGCCACUCCCGGUCAUCUAGUUUCUCUGAGCUCUGCCACAGGAGAAAUACCUCAGUGGGAAGUACAUCAACAGGAAUUGAAAGUAUUCUAGAGCCAUGUGAUGAAAUUGAGCAGAAGAUAGCUGGACCAAAUCUUGAUACAGCUGAUAAAGAAGAUGCAGCUUCGGAAACACUCAACAGAUGCCCAGUGAAACAAGAUUCUGUAGAAUCUCAGCUGAAGCGAGUUGAUGACACCAGAGUGGAUGCAGAUGAUAUUGUGGAGAAAAUAUUACAAAGUCAAGACUUCAGCCUAGAUUCCAGUGCAGAAGAAGAAGGACUGAGGUUAUUUGUGGGUCCUGGGGGAAGUACAACCUUUGGCAGUCAUCAUCUUCCAAACAGACAGCUGCAUCCCUGGGAGAACAACACACGCUCUGGAGUGGGCUGCCUGAGUUCAGUCCCAAGCUCCACCAUUUAUUAGCUGUGUGUCUUUGGGUGGGGUCUGGAGCUUAUGAACAAGUUGUGAUCAAACGCUAGAAAUCAAGCUGGUGAACUGAAGCUUCCCUGGGGGUUUAAGAUGUGGGCAGUUGAGCUGUCAAGGCACUUUAUUCAAGCACUUAUGAGAAAGUGAACCUAUUAAAAAAAAAUGAAGCAUGUUCAUCUAUCAAGAGGAAAGCCAACACUGAUUUCUUCUCUGAAGGUGCCCACCACUCUCCUUUCUCACCCACCAACAGGGAACAUCGGAAUGGUAGUAUCAGGGCAGUGUGCCACGUGUGCUUAUAGGUACACAGCUUCUGUGGUCACUGCACAUAAUAAUGAAAAGCCUGCUUAUUUUUUCAAAACAUCCAGUAGGAAAAACAGCACUAUACAUCUGAUUAUAAUUUUAGUGUUGAAGUGUAAAACCUGUGAUAGAAGUGCUUGACUGAUUUGGGCUCUGAUUUUUUAAUUUUAUGUUUGAGAGACAAUAAGUGAAAAUAAUUUAAACUCUAUAAAUUUUGCCAAGAAUAGAUAUAAUUCCUGUGAAGGAAAUCUUCCAUAUUAUACUAUCACGGUAUUGUACUAAGUUCAUUCACUCUUUUUGAUGCAAUAUUUGAUAUAAAAUGUGGGUGUUCGUGAUUUGGGAAAGUGUUAUACUACAUUUUAAACAUGUAAAAUGCUUAAUUCUAAAUGUAUUAGUCAUAAAUUGAAUAACAAGUGUGAGUUAUUUAAGUCUGAGAUACGUGAAUGGGUAUAAUGCUAUUAUUAUGCAGUAUGUAUCAUUACUUGUUAAUAUUAGAUGAGCUACAGAACUCCCACUAGCACUAUAUGAGAGACCAAAGUUUAAGACUCCAUAUGUUAGGCUACCAUAAGGCACCCUAAUGUAAGAGCUCUGUUAACUAACAGAAUAAUAUCUGAUGGUUUCAGGAGUCAAAACUUAGAACAGGAGGAAAAUUGUGAUAUGGUCAGAAACAGAGCUGCCUUUUCUCUGUAAGUUCAGGCUUACAUGAAACUGAAAAUUAUUCCAAGGAGGUAGUGGAUAAAAGACAGGGGACAGCCGCUUGACAUCACUGACAUGGACCCAUGGUUUUCUGUUUUCUUCUUUACUGUAUCAGAAAUUAGUUAUUUUGAGGCAAGAAUAGAAUAUAACAUACAUCAAAUAGAGCUUUUACAAUAAGAAUAUCUGAUCUGGAUCCAGUUAAAUAGCACAGCAGAUAAACCUUAAGAGUUUUUCUGGUCUUACAUGACAGUGUCUGUAUGAAAAGAUCUUAAUUUUCUUGGAAUCACUCAGUCACUGAAGAAAAAUGUUGAUUCUGUAGAACCAGUAAUUCCCAGUCCUUACUUUCAAAACCGUAUCCAAGAAAUGUGGUGUGUUAGAAUGACUUUGGUCUAAUAUUUCCAUGUUGGCAAAGUAAGAGGGAAAAAUAUAUUAUUUUUUUAAUUUAUUUUUAAUAUCCAGAUUUAGAGGUUUGAACAUUUUUGAAUAGUUCAUGUUAGGUUUUUUUUUUCUUAAUAUUUCAAGGAUUGGGUAUUCCACAUUAAUUCAAUACUACUUUUAUAAAUAGAUUCUGAUAUUUUUUUAAAGAGAUAACACCCCAUUUUAGAAUGUCUUGAAUGUUGAAAGAUAGGAUUUUCUGACUCAUUAGUCUUGCUUUCUUAUUUUUUAAGAUUUGUUUUGAAGGAAAAAUUGACCUGAACAUUUUAGUCUAACCAAGGAAAAUAUUACCUUAAUGGUAAAGACUUGCCGUCUGCAAAUAAACAGGUGAAUUGAUCCAUUCGUUAUAUAUCAUGGGAAGAAAAAAACAAUCAAAGAAAGUUUUUAAUAGAGAUGUGAAGAUAUUGUUUAGAGAGAUAUUUAUUAUGAUGUCUUAAAAACAUAUUUUUCUAUUUUCAAAGUAUUAUUUCUAGGCUAUAUUUUUUAUUGGCACUUCUGCAGAUGAUUUUGCAGUUUUGAAAGUGAUAAUAAAAACUAGAUUGUAAGUUAGGUUCGGUGAGGACAUUCUUCAGAUAUGUAAAAGAUGCUGUGAUUAGGGCACUGCCCCCAUCUUACUCAUCCUUGGCUGCCCUUGGCCCAAUACCUUUAUACAAGUCUGGCUCUUGGUAUUUAAGAUGAUAUAGCAUUAUUUUUUAAGAACAAAAUGUGGAGAGAUUUUGAAAAUUGUGCCUUUAUAAUUUGAGCAACCACCAGAUACAUCUUGCUUAAGGUACUAGUAAGUAUAACAUAUGUUUUGAUAAGUAGAAACAUUAGGAAGAAAAAAGAUGACAGUGUCUGCUUUCUUCAGUGGAAGUCUGGAUUUAUUUUAUUCUAUUUUGUGUUCUGUCAGCAUACUCUGCAAUCAGAUUUCAUUACAGUCCUUGAAAAUAUUUGUUAAAGGACCUAAGUGUCUUACUUUCUAGUUUUUCUUAGAGUAUGUACUAGUAAUAUCUUAACCAUAUAGCUAUUGAAAAAAAUCUGCUUAUUAAAUACCAAGUCUACUUUUGGUUCCAUUUUGAGUUUCAAAAAUAAAUCUGAAAAAUUAAACCUUAAUACAUUUUCAAUUUUUAAAUAUUAAAUAUUUUAUUUUUUUAAUAUUAAAGUCGAAUUUUAAAUCACCUAGUCCUGGAGAAUUUGCAGAUGUAUAACAUUUUCUUUUUCUAAUCUUACCCUAGAGAAAAAAGAUUCAUGGUAUUUUUAAAGCUAAGUAUUUCUGAUCAGAUAAUGAAGUGUCUUAAAUACCUUGUUUGGGGGAAACACAGAGACCAGUCAGGAGCCCAGUUCCUGUGACUUGUGCUGGUGACCAAGACUAGAGAGGAUGUGAAGGGUAGCAAAGGGCAGAGAAGGCCCUGGGCCAUUAGUUUACACUCUGAUGGUUGACUCCCCUUUGCGAUGGUGGUGGUGAAGGCUUCUGUAUACAGACAACUAAUUUGGACUGGUACUUAUAAUCUGAGAAAGUCUUGACCAAGAAUCCUAAAGUCCACCAACCCAUUUCAGCAAAAUACUAUCAGAGUAAUGAUAUCCUAACUAGAUUCUUCUGUAUAUGUGCUUUUUGGUUUUUUAAAUGGAAACCAUGAGCCACAGAGGUCCACCACUUAGCCUAUUUGUUGCUAGAAGGGGAAAAAAAUCUCCUACUAGCCUCCAGUCACCCACACAUUCAGGUAUCAAUGAGUUUUAAUAUAUUAAAACAUCCAGAAGUAUUUUUAGAAUUUAAGAUUUCCAUGCUAACUAGACUACCUUACGAGUUCAAGCUGAUGGUAUUAUUAAAUACUUCGUUGAAGUUCUCCGAAGUGUUAGGCUUCCAUUAUAUAUGAUAAUGCUCUAAAAGAGACUGGGCUCAUAUGACAGGGUUGCAUUUUAUUUUAACAGAUCUUUAACUGGGGCAGUUCAGAAAUUAUGCUUGGUCAGUUCUCUUGGAUGGUAUGUCAUGUUAAUGUAACCUAGUACUGUAGUUGAAAUUGUGUUGUGCCGUUACCCAUGUGUUGGCUUAGGUACUGUACAUAGUCUUAAUAGCUGAGAUGUUAAAGAAGAUGAAGUCUAAAAAUACAAAGGAUGAAACAUGCCUAUAUUAACCUGUUUUCAGACUGCUUUAGAUAUAAAGGCCUUAUUCCCUUAUAUAUGUGACUUUUCAGAAGACAAUAUAUACACAGUAUAUUCUAAAUGGUCACGUGGGUGGUCUCUAGCUACUCUCCAUAUGACAAAACUGGCAAAAUUUGUAAUUUACGUGGACAACAAACUCCACAUUUACAAAUGUUCGUGUUCAUCUUAUGUAUAUAACAAUGAAUUCUCUUGCUGAUAUUCAUUGACCAAAUCCCACAUACAGGAAGACAUUUAGGGUAUAUUCAGUUUGUUUUUUUGGAAAUACAUCUUACUUGGGGGAUCACCUUCCUCUUAGACAUUUAUUUGGUCCUCUGGAAAUUGAAACAGUUGUGGGUAAUCAUGUAAAUGUUUAUGAAAAAUUUUUUAUUGAAGUGAUUCCAUUAGUAUUCGAAUCUCUAAUACAUGGAGAAUGACCUUCAUAUUUAUAUAUUUCUUUAUUUUAACCGCCCAACUGGUAAUCCAGGAAAUGUUUUCCUUUUCUCUGCCAAAAUUUUUUAUUGUAAAAUAUUUGAGUAAUGUAAAGGUGAAUCUUAUACAUGUUC